GACCCGACCCCAGCUCGCCCCAGCGUAUAAAAUAACAAAGCGGCCAUCACAAGAUCUCCAGAAUCAAACCAGUCAGUGCCCAAGACAGCGCAGUUUCAAAAUCACAAGAAUCAACAUGAAUAUCGCGGUUGUUUUUUCUCUGCUUGUCGCCUGCGUUAUGGCAGCUCCCGCUGCAAAUCCCCAAUUCCCCGCUAGUUAUUAUUUGAUGGAAUAUCCGGUUUCAGUUGGGGAUAACUCUCCCACCCGAAGUUUACCAGCGAUUACCGGUACGCUAACGGAUAUGACUCAGUCAAUCGCUUCUUGGCAAUUAUUGAAGCUGCGUAGAAAAUGGAUCAUGAUUAUUUGCCUAAUGGAUCCUAAAUGCCCUUCGCUAGAAUUCCCAACGAAGCAUCCGUGGGCGCCUGCCCGUAAUUAUCCGCUCCAGUUCAAUAGCGAUUUUGACCAAUGGGCAGCACAAUACUCCGACAUGUUGGCGCUUGAACCAAUCACCCGAAAUGACGCUCAAGAUCCUUUUUAUCCCGGUAUUCCCUACAGAACUAUUCCGGUUACUGAGGAUGACGCAGAGGCAAAGUCCACGAGUAUGCUAACAUCCGCCGCCAAUUUUCAAAUGUCGCAAUGGAUCUGGAGGUGGAACAUCAUUCUUUGCCUUGUCAAUCCUUCGUGCCCCAAUGUCAAAAUUCCGUCGACCACCGUGAGAACUCGCAACGGUUAUCCGGGUUAUCCUUCGUUUCAAGUUGACAUGGAGACCCUCAGAGCUAUGAACCAAGACCCACGACGUGGUGUGGUAAUUCCGGUUUCCUUUGCUCCGCAGUGAGCCAAGAGAAUCUGAAUGCCAAUUGUGGAACUUCCCUCUUUUGUUUGCUAUGUUACACCAUUUCGACUUACACUCAAAUAGUCAAUCCUGUUUUAAUUAUGCGUAUAUUUAUUUUUAAAUUUUAUGUACUUUGUGUAACACUUUCUUCUUUUAAUACACGAGAAACCCUA
Daphnia pulicaria is the source of this 984-nucleotide messenger RNA. RefSeq lists its product as uncharacterized. The transcript has 2 exons. The record is from RefSeq and is a predicted model, not a curated record. Bases 116 to 814 code for a protein of 232 amino acids. Lineage: Eukaryota; Metazoa; Arthropoda; Branchiopoda; Diplostraca; Daphniidae.